UGAGCAUCGUACCUUACCUGAAACCUUUCAGCGACUCUCAUUGGUUCUUCUGUUUAAUUUGGAUGCAUUUUUAACCACCUCGCUGAAUUUUCCAAUUGUCUAAGUGUGAGAGAAAUCAGCAAGAACAGAAAGACCGGAGGAGUUUUACUACAAUGAAUCGAAUAUUGAUCCCGAUGCUGCUCGCUCUCGGGCUGUCCGGCGUGCGCGCGCACAGAGUGAAUAAGCACAAGCCGUGGAUCGAGAGCUCAUACCACGGCGUCAUCACAGAAAACACGGACGUGGUUCUGCUGGAUCCUCCUUUAGUGGCUCUGGACAAAGACGCUCCGGUUCCGUAUGCUGGUGAAAUCUGUGGCUUUCACGUGCAGGGUCUCAGCGCUCCGUUCGAGGCCGUGGUUCUGAACCGUACGUCAGGGGAGGGCCGUCUGCGAGCGCGUGGACUGAUCGACUGCGAGAGACAGAGAGAGUUCACCUUCAUCAUUCAGGCUCACGACUGCGGCACGGGGCCGGAGGGACACGCGGAGAAGAGAUCACACAAGGCCGUGGUGCGUGUGCAGGUGGGAGACGUGAACGAGUUUUCUCCGGUGUUCGCUCAGUUGGAGUAUCACGGCUCGGUGACGGAGGGCAAGGUGUAUGACAGCAUUGUGCAGGUGCAGGCGUCGGACCAGGACUGCUCUCCUCAAUACAGCCAGAUCUGCAACUACCAGAUCACCUCUCAGGACGCAGCCUUCGCCAUAGACCGCAACGGUAACAUCAGGAACACGGAGAGCCUGAGCUUUGAUAAGAUGUCGCAUUACAAAAUCCGCGUGACGGCGCUCGACUGCGGUCAGAAGAGAGCGGCGCGGGACGCCGUCGUGCACAUCCACGUCAAGCCUGUAUGCAAGCCCGGAUGGCAGGGCUGGAGCAAGCUGGUUGACUACGAACCGGGGACGGGCAGUAAGCUGUUAUUUCCCAAGAUGCACCUGGAGACGUGUGCGGGGUCGGUGUCGUGGAUCAGGACCACGGUGGAGCUGGAGACCAGCGGUGCCGGGAGAGGCUGUGACAGACAGUCUUACUCUGAGCGCUCCUUACAGAAGCUCUGCGGAGCCUCAUCAGGCAGCACAGAUCUUCUGCCGGCCCCCAGCGGUGUUUUUAAUUGGACGGCGACUCUUGUGACGGACGGCGGCCUGGACAGUGACCUCACAUACCGCUUUGAUGGUCGUCAAGCUGCCAAGAUCCCAGACUGGGUCGUACUGCAGAAUCUAACCCAUCAGUUUACCAUAACCACGUGGAUGAAGCACGGGCCGAGUCCAGGACAGAGAGCCGAGAAAGAAACACUGCUCUGCAACUCUGACAAAACAGAGAUGAACCGACACCAUUACUCUCUGUACGUGCAUAACUGCAGGCUGGUUUUCCUGCUGAGGACGGACUACACACAGACAGACUCCUUCAGACCGGCCGAAUUCCACUGGAAAUUAGAGCAGAUCUGUGAUAAGGAGUGGCAUUAUUACGUCAUCAGCGUUGAUUUCCCAGUGGUGUCUCUGUAUGUGGACGGCGUGACCUAUGACCCGUAUCUGGUGACGGACGACUGGCCCAUCCACUCGUCUCAGAUCGACGUGCAGCUCACCGUAGGAGCCUGCUGGCAAGGUGGUGAGGUCUCUAAAGCAAAGUUUACGCAGUAUUUCAGAGGCAGUUUGUCUGGACUCACGGUACGAGCAGGAAAGAUGGAAAGCCAGAAGAUCAUCUCCUGCCUACAGGCCUGCAAAGAAGGACUGGACAUCACCUCACUGGAAAACCUCGGACAGAGGAUAAAGGUUACACGCACAUAUCCGCCUAACUUUAUAAAAACGCUGUACAAAAUCUAAAUCACAAAUCCGAAUGAACGAGCUACAGCCUCUUCAAGGUCACAGUUUUGAUUGCACGUUCUGGAAAACGUUACACUGCAAGUCGCAUUGCAUUAGUCCUGAAAAGGAGUUCGCCCGUGAAUAA
This is a messenger RNA of Puntigrus tetrazona (Sumatra barb), 1965 nucleotides long. Its product is annotated as calsyntenin-2-like. NCBI's taxonomy places the organism in Eukaryota, Metazoa, Chordata, Actinopteri, Cypriniformes, Cyprinidae. Gene Ontology annotation, molecular function: kinesin binding; calcium ion binding; amyloid-beta binding. Bases 153 to 1841 code for a protein of 562 amino acids. The transcript has 10 exons. The record is from RefSeq and is a predicted model, not a curated record. Gene Ontology annotation, cellular component: postsynaptic membrane; cell surface. Gene Ontology annotation, biological process: positive regulation of synapse assembly; positive regulation of synaptic transmission; homophilic cell-cell adhesion.